AUGGAACAUUUGUGUGUGACCUGUACUCGGUCUUUGAGACGGCAGCGAGUGAGACAUGAAGUGUCAAUACCCAUAUUAGAAGCAAGACCACGUUUUGCUGAAUAUAUUUUGGAGCAUAUGAGAAUAGACCAGGCCCUAUUGAAUGAUCGGCAACAAAUUUGCCAUCGUUGCUGGGUGGCUGCUACUCGACAUGAGGCGAGAUUAAACGAACUUGACAUGGAACCUCAAGAUUUACCCCACAAUCCGGAACAACCGUCAGUUGAUGUUAUGUCUAUAACUGGUUACAAAAGAUCUGCAAUUACAUCCAACAGCUGUCUUUUCCCGAAUUGCAGGGCAGAUAAUCCAGUAAGAGUACCACGUUUUAUAAAAUCUCGGAUGUUAGUGGAAUAUAAGUUAUAUAUUCCACCAAGUGCCCGCAUCUGUCACGUUCAUUUGACUUUAAACGAAUGGAAUGAGUUAGAGGAGCUGAAUAAUUCGUCUUUUACGGCUGAACAUUUAAAGGACAUGCUAGAUAUGUUAAGAGAUGCCUGCCAACAAUCUCGAUUUAAUUUCGACAAUAUUGAAUCUAUAACAACAUCUGAGCUUCAUUUUUGUACGGGUCUAAAUCAUGAAGAAUUCAACAGACUUCUGGAGCAGACGCCUUCUAUAUCCCAACGCUCGCAACGUCCUAAAACUGUUCUCGGAGCUUAUUUAAUGAAAAUAAGAACGGGAGAACCAAAUGAACGAUUAUCAAGCCGUUUAGACAUGAGCCGGCGUAGUUUGGAGCGAAAAUUGGAGUUAGCACGUGAAUGUUUAACAAAUGAGUUUGUUCCUCGUCAUCUCGGAUGGGACCACAUUAGCCGUGAAGAAAUUGUAGCAAGAAACUCAACAAUUCCAAAUGCUAUAUUUGGUGUUGACAAUGAAGUGCCACCAGCCAUUUUGAUAUGCGACGGAACCUACAUUUACAUCCAGAAAAGUAGUAAUUUUUUGUUUCAGAAGCAAUCAUAUAGUCUGCACAAAUUCAGAAACCUGCUAAAACCUUUUCUAUUAAUAUGCACAGAUGGCUACAUAGUAGAUGUGACUGGCCCUCAUGCUGCUACGACUUCAGAUGCGACGAUAAUGAAUGCCUAUGUAGCGGUACAUUUAUUGUAA
Molecule: messenger RNA, 1131 nt
Organism: Vanessa tameamea
Lineage: Eukaryota; Metazoa; Arthropoda; Insecta; Lepidoptera; Nymphalidae
Exons: 2
Coding region: 1-1131 (376 amino acids)
Source: RefSeq, a predicted model, not a curated record